CACAUGAUUGGGAGGGGAUUGGAACACCUGAAUCACAUGAUUGGGAGGGGAUUGGAACACCUGAAUCGCAUGAUUGGGAGGGGAUUGGAACACCUGAAUCACAUGAUUGGGAGGGGAUUGGAACACCUGAAUCACAUGAUUUGGAGGGGAUUGGAACACCUGAAUCACAUGAUUGGGAGGGGAUUGGAACACCUGAAUCACAUGAUUUGGAGGGGAUUGGAACACCUGAAUCACAUGAUUUGGAGGGGAUUGGAACACCUGAAUCACAUGAUUGGGAGGGGAUUGGAACACCUGAAUCACAUGAUUUGGAGGGGAUUGGAACACCUGAAUCACAUGAUUGGGAGGGGAUUGGAACACCUGAAUCACAUGAUUGGGAGGGGAUUGGAACACCUGAAUCACAUGAUUGGAGGGGAUUGGAACACCUGAAUCACAUGAUUGGGAGGGGAUUGGAACACCUGAAUCACAUGAUUUGGAGGGGAUUGGAACACCUGAAUCACAUGAUUGGGAGGGGAUUGGAACACCUGAAUCACAUGAUUGGGAGGGGAUUGGAACACUAGA
Staurois parvus is the source of this 558-nucleotide messenger RNA. NCBI's taxonomy places the organism in Eukaryota, Metazoa, Chordata, Amphibia, Anura, Ranidae. The record is from the annotation of a GenBank genome assembly.